Molecule: messenger RNA, 120 nt
Organism: Chondrus crispus (carragheen)
Lineage: Eukaryota; Rhodophyta; Florideophyceae; Gigartinales; Gigartinaceae
Exons: 1
Coding region: 1-120 (39 amino acids)
Source: RefSeq, a predicted model, not a curated record
AUGGUACUCCUUGCUCCUCAUCCCUCCUCUACACAAUACACAACCUGUUCUCCAAGAGAAAACCCGCGCCCUUCCUGGUCCUUGUCCCUGUUCUCAUGCCUAUGCAUGUCUUUGCUAUGA